Tarenaya hassleriana is the source of this 1678-nucleotide messenger RNA. Its product is annotated as probable thylakoidal processing peptidase 2, chloroplastic. The transcript is spliced from 6 exons. Bases 290 to 1405 code for a protein of 371 amino acids. Gene Ontology annotation, cellular component: chloroplast thylakoid membrane. Gene Ontology annotation, biological process: thylakoid membrane organization. The record is from RefSeq and is a predicted model, not a curated record. NCBI's taxonomy places the organism in Eukaryota, Viridiplantae, Streptophyta, Magnoliopsida, Brassicales, Cleomaceae. Gene Ontology annotation, molecular function: serine-type endopeptidase activity.
CUCUCUCUCUCUCUCUCUCUCUCGUUCUCUCUCUCUCUCUCUCUCUCUCUCUCUCUCUCUCGUUCGCUUGAUCGAUCGUCACCGAAAUCCGGUCUCGGCGUCGAAAUAGCUUUCGAGUUGACUCUCCGGCGCUGCUAAAUUCCUUCAAUCGUUCAAUCCCGUCUCCGAUUAAGUAGUCGAUUGAUUAGGAAUGGCGUUCUUGUUCUUCUAAGUCUUCAUUGCACCAAAAGCCUCUAAAUCAACGACACAGCGAUUUACCUCUACCUCUCACAGUUCUUCGUCAAGUUUUAUGGCGAUUAGAGUUACGUUCACCUACUCCGGCUACGUUGCUCGGAAUCUCGCGUCCUCCGCCGGGAUUCGACUCGGCACCUGCGACUUCCGCUCAUGCUUCGAGUGCUUUGUCCGACCCAGAAUCUCUGGACACAACCAGAAGACGGAUCUGGACAAGUCUCCCGGUUCUAACCCGUGCAUCGCUGGUUCCGGGUCCCAGUUCCGAUCAGCUUCUAUGUACAGCUCCCUCGCAAGGGAGAUUCUUGGAGAAGAUUGCCAGAGCCCGCUUGUUGUGGGUCUGAUAUGGAUAAUGAAGUCCACAGCAGGUGUUCCCCAGUUUUCAACGAUGAGCAUCUUGGGAAUUUCGCCCUUCAAUGCUUCUUCUAUCAUCCCGUUCUUUCAAGGGUCGAAGUGGCUUUCGCAUAACAAUGCGGAGACGUUGUCACCGGAAAUUGAAGACGUGGACGGGGGAGGAACGGCGGCGUGUGACCCAGGCAAAGGGGUCUGUCUGAAUUUGGAGCUGAAUGAUAAGGAUUUCGGUGGGAAGAGUGGAUGGAUCGACAAACUCUUGAAUGUCUGCUCGGAAGAUGCGAAGGCAGCUUUCACGGCGAUGACUGUGACUCUGCUUUUCCGGUCGGCUCUCGCGGAGCCGAAGUCGAUUCCAUCCACGUCUAUGUACCCUACCUUGGAUGUGGGUGAUCGAGUUCUCGCGGAGAAGGUUUCAUACUUUUUCAGGAAGCCAAAGGUUUCGGAUAUAGUGAUCUUCAAGGCCCCUCCCAUCUUGCAGGAAUGGGGUUACAGUUCUGAUGAUGUGUUCAUAAAGAGGAUAGUUGCAAAAGAAGGUGACUGGAUUGAAGUUUGUGAUGGGAAGCUCUUUGUGAACGGCACUGUUCGAGAAGAAGAUUUUGCUUCAGAACCACUUGAAUAUGAAAUGGAGCCAGUGCUUGUCCCCGAAGGUUGUGUCUUUGUUCUAGGAGACAACCGCAACAAGAGCUUCGAUUCUCAUAACUGGGGUCCGCUACCAAUAAAGAACAUCGUCGGGAGAUCAGUGUUUAGGUAUUGGCCUCCGAGCCGAGUGUCCGACACCGUACACUCGCGCCCACUUGUUACAGAGAGAGAUCUUAUGAUCAAUUGAUCAGUCGGUCGGUCGAUCUCUGAAGUGAAACUGUGUUUUUAGGAUAGAACAGAACGUGAAGAGAGGACGCUGUUCCAACCAUUUUUGUCUCAGGAACAGAGCAGCUUCAAUUGGUGGUUUUUACUCCAAAUUUUUUAGUGCGUCUUCCUGGUUAUGUGUCCGGUUUGUUUGUACCGGAUAUUUGGUUUUCUCUGUACCGUCUGCAUCAUUAGAUAUGGAAAGUCAAAAGGGGAAAUGCCAAAGAAGGCGGGGAAAAUGCUACCAAUAUUCUUC